GAACACAUGAAGCCGUUAAACGUCACACUUGGACCAGAAUCUCUCGAGUUGUCCCAGUUUUCCACUUCUGGGAGUUUACGACGGCCUCGGUUCUUUCUCGUCGGGAAGUUCAUGCACGGCCCGGCUAGCUGGUGACUGUCCUCAGCAGGGUAAAUAAAUAAAUGCUCGGAUUUGUUCUGCCAGACACGCACACGCUAAGCCCAGGCUGGUUUAGCCACACGCAGGGAGAGCGCAGAGCUUAUCGUUGUGGAAAGACGCUAUGGUUUUGUUGAAGAACCUCCGGCCUCCCACCGAGGGAGUUCGCCUCCAGCAGGCCGACACGACCGCAGUGCUGGACGGACAAAAGCUGGGCAACGGGACGCUCUACAUCGCUGAAACUCGUCUGUCCUGGUUCGAUGGUGCCGGUUUGGGUUUCUGUCUGGAGUAUCCUACCAUCGGCCUGCACGCCAUCUCCAGAGACGUCAGCGCGUACCCCCAAGAGCAUCUCUAUGUAAUGGUCAACGGAAAACUCAGUGAGGAGAACAAUGCUGAAAUGGCGGAGAAGGCAGCAGAUGAAGCUGAUGACGGAGUGGGUAGUGAGGAGGAAGAUGAUAAUGAGGGUGGAGAUGAUGGAGAGGAAGGUGGUAUCACAGAGAUCCGAUUUGUGCCCGGUGACAAAGCAGCAUUGGAGUCCAUGUUUGCGGCCAUGUGCGAGUGUCAGGCGCUGCAUCCCGAUCCCGAAGAUGAUGACUCUGACAAUGAUUUUGAAGGCGAAGAGUACGAUGUCGAGGAGGCUGAAGCUGGUAAGAACACUCACCUACUGCAGUUGACGACGAUAGAUGUCCAAUCGGACGUCUAUUGCCGUCAACGGCACAGAAAACUCACUCAAUGUCAGCCAGUGAGUUAAACGCCGGACGUAUGGAUGUUCAAUUCAGAGCAUGGUCACGCCGACAUCCCCACCUUUUACACGUGCGACGAGGGUCUAUCUGCGCUGACCCAGGAAGGCCAAGCCACACUGGAACGGUUGGAGGGCAUGUUGGCGCAGAGCGUGGCGCAGCGCUACCACAUGGGUGGCGUACGCACCCAGCAGGGCAUGGAUGCACAGUGCGACGAUGGAAUGGAGGUGGAUGCCGAGGCGGAAGCAGGGCAAUUUGAGGACGCGGACGUCGACCACUGAUGGAGCACAAGUGCAAGGGAUCUGCACUCCUUUCAAGACCUCCUGAGGAUUUCCCGUUAGUUCCAGGCACUUCCCGUUUGUUUCGUGUGUAAAUGUCAUCAAACUACAUAGUUCAUUCCCAUCAAUUUACUUUUUGUAAGUGAACCUUCAUGUAACAGUGUGGCAACACAUCUAGUCACUUAAUAAUAAAAGAUAACAUUUUUCUAAUUUA
Corythoichthys intestinalis (scribbled pipefish) is the source of this 1367-nucleotide messenger RNA. Its product is annotated as methylosome subunit pICln-like. The record is from RefSeq and is a predicted model, not a curated record. Gene Ontology annotation, cellular component: spliceosomal complex; pICln-Sm protein complex; methylosome. The transcript has 7 exons. The coding region runs from base 260 to 886 and encodes 208 amino acids. Gene Ontology annotation, biological process: spliceosomal snRNP assembly; cell volume homeostasis; chloride transport. Lineage: Eukaryota; Metazoa; Chordata; Actinopteri; Syngnathiformes; Syngnathidae.